Pocillopora meandrina is the source of this 2589-nucleotide messenger RNA. Lineage: Eukaryota; Metazoa; Cnidaria; Anthozoa; Scleractinia; Pocilloporidae. The record is from the annotation of a GenBank genome assembly.
AUGGGAAUGGCGAGGUAUACCGGCUACCCAGGUAAAAAAAAGUUUUUUAAAAUAGCUGAUUAGAAGAUAAAGUAUGCAUCUCAGACACUCAGAAACCAUUGCAUUUCCUUGUUUAUCAGUCAACAGCUAGAUGGUUGACUAAACCAGGUACUCUGAAAAAACAUCUACGAUAAUAAUAUUGCUUUGGACCGGAGUUAACGCUCAUCAGAGGAUCUCAUUAGGGUGAUUGCUUUUACGGCUUGCGGUUGAAAUGUUUUCAAAUGUAUGGCUUAUGGUUAAUAACUCUCUUUUGUGGUCACAAGAAAAAUUAUUUUUACGGUUAUUUUUUUUUAACGACUAACGGUUAAAAUUUGUCAAUUCUUACACCUAACGGCUAAAUUAUUUCACUGUUUUAUGGCUAACGGUUAACAAGGCCAUUGAGACAACGAUGUCAAGAGGGAAGCAAAAUAAAUAUCAGGUGAAUAACCUUAACACAUUUUAGGAGUAAAAUGACUCUAAUUGGAAGCCGAGGGAUGCCGGAAUCUUUUUCGUUCGCAGUUUUAAUUCCCUGAAAUUGAUUUUUCUAAGAAAGCUUUUUAAAGCUUAGAGGUAUCCUUUUUCCUCGGUAUUGGAUAUCAAAAUUGAUACCAAGUUUUAAAUCGUUCAUAGUUUAUAUUGCAAGCGUUUGAUGUAUGUUAGUCCGGAUAUGUCGUUAGUUUCUUGGCUCUGUUGUAAUCACUAUCAAGCUGUUUACUGGAGCCUUGUUUGACUAGGAUUUGAAAUAAACUUUUUUCAAUUUUUAUUUUGUAAAGAGGGAUUCUUGCUAAUUGCGUCAAGGUAGCUCAACAGAGUAUAUAAAUAAACCUUGGCAAAUGUAAUAUCAAGCGUUAACUCUUAAAACUAGCCUUUUUGUAUGUGUGCCGUGAAGCUCCAUUCUUAAUGAAUUAUGAUUCAGUCACAUUCUUAAUAAUAAAGUUUUUAUCUUGGCGACCGUAGUACUCUGUUAUUAUUCAUUAACCAGCAUGUGGUCAAACACAUACCCUAUUAAUAAACAUCAUAUUAAUAAACAUCAACGCCUUUAAUUUCAUUGUCAAGAUCUCGAUUGAAAAACGCCAUACAUUUCCCUUUCAACUUGUGAUAAGGAGAUUGUUUGAUAUGAGUUCAAGAUCAAACCUCCGUGCUGAUAAAUCUAAUACAGCUGCCUGUUUUUUUUUUUUUAAUAAGGUCGUGAUAUCCUAGGGAGAAGCCGAAUAAUUACCACUUCCACCAAAAACAAAAACAAAAAGUUUCUCAUGGGUGUCACAACACUCAAACAAACAUAGAGAUGUGUAAUAAAUACGAUUAGUUUUAAUUGAAAGAGCUUCCAUCACUAACGUACGUGGCUUAUUUUACACGGCCGGUGAUCUUCUGAAAAAAUAAAAUAAUUAAAAAUCUAAGAGUUUUCUUUUUGCAUAUUUGACGAUGAAAAAAAUAUUAUUACAUGUUUUACUUAAGCUAUGAAGUAUUAUAAUGCUUACUGAUCCUAAAUAAUUGAUGACCUGGGAAUCCAUAAAAUCCGUUAGGUGUUGAAACGACGGUUUUUAAUGAUAGAUACUACAUUUGUACCAGAAAAUCCCAAUUUCGGGUUAAAAGCUUUUGUUAGUAAUGGUUAGGUACUUAUACGAAGUUUGGUCAUCUUCUUUCGCAAACACACACACAACAACAAAAAAUUCAAAUUUAGCUUUAAGUUUCUAAAAACUUAACGUUGUUGUUUGCCAAUUUAAUCAAGAAAGUUCGCAAAUAACCUAAAUCAUUGGUAAAUAUUAUAUAAAAUAGAAACUGAAAUAUUUGAAGUCUCACUGUCUCGCUAUUUUGGUGAGAUGGAAUCGUAAUUUUUUUUAGAUAUAUUCACGGCAAAAAUGGUGCUAAUCACCCUGGUUUAACGUUCCAGAUUUUUUAUUCUUACCAUCCUCUAAUCGAUACACGCUGGUAAAUUUUAACAUUAAAAAUUUUUAAUCCCCAGCAUUAGCGAGGUCCUGCAGCGCCUUGAAACAGAUUGACCCUGCAGCACAAAGUGGCUCGUACAUCAUUGACCCUGAUGGCGAGGGAGGCUUCCCGCCCUUAUUUAACGUCACCUGUGACAUGAGUGACAAGAAUGGAGUUGGCGUGACAGUCAUUGGUCACGACAGUGAAACCAGAAUGCUAGUGAAAGGAUGUAAUGGCCCAGGAUGUUAUUCACGAGACGUUCAUUACACAGGAACGAGUCUGUCCCAGCUGGCCAAUCUAGCUAAAGUUUCCCUACAUUGUGAACAGUUUAUCAAGUAUGAGUGCCAAUCUUCGUCCAUCGUUUGGCAAAACAGAACAUUCGCAUGGUGGGUAUCACGCGAUGAUAUCAAGAUGAAUUACUGGGGAGGAGCCUCGCCUGGGAAAGGAGACCAAAUCUGCGCAUGCGGAAUGAACAACACGUGCCCAAAACCCGACAUCGUUUGUAACUGCGACAAUAACGACGGAGUUUUACGAGAAGACAGCGGUCUCCUCACCGACAAGAAAAGUCUUCCGGUUAAACAGUUGAGGUUUGGAGAUACUGGGGAGGCUUUCAUACUUUGGGAAAGUUUAAGUGCUAUGGCAUAG